Bicyclus anynana (squinting bush brown) is the source of this 3636-nucleotide messenger RNA. Its product is annotated as facilitated trehalose transporter Tret1. Gene Ontology annotation, cellular component: membrane. Gene Ontology annotation, biological process: transmembrane transport. The coding region runs from base 436 to 2007 and encodes 523 amino acids. Gene Ontology annotation, molecular function: transmembrane transporter activity. Lineage: Eukaryota; Metazoa; Arthropoda; Insecta; Lepidoptera; Nymphalidae. The record is from RefSeq and is a predicted model, not a curated record. The transcript is spliced from 7 exons.
AAGUCAGUUUGUGUUGUGCAACCGAACAGAACAGAAGUCUAAGUCAAAAUAAUAAAAAAAAAUCGACUUCCGGAAAAUUUACGUAAAAAAAAAAUAAUUUAAACAUAAUUCCGGCCUUAAACUCAUUAGGUAAUUUUUUAUUGUAAUCACUUGUUUCAUUGAUAUUAAUUACAAAAAUUAUGAUUCUUUUUCCUCGAAUCGUGUUAAUUAAAUUGCUCGUUGGAGGAAUAAAAGCUAAAUGCAAGUGAUCGACUUCAAAGUAUUUAGCAAACAAUUGAAGGCUUAUACAAAACCCGGCAAUAGGAUUAUCAUUAUUAAAUUAUGCAGUUAUCAGUGACUCAAGAAAGGCAGUCCGUGCUGUGACUUCUAACAAAUCAGUGUUCUGAGUGAAAACUAUAAACAUUGUUAAAAUAAAGUGGACUUUUUUGUGUUAAAAUGACAAAAGGAGGUGAAAACACUAUUAGUAGAUCCAGGGUGGUGUUAUCACAGGUGCUAGCGUGCGUCGCGCUGAACGUUCUGCUGGUCGGGCUGGGCAUGUCAAUGUGCUUCGUCACCAUGGUCCUGCCUGACGUGUUGGACGCCAAGGAAGGCCUCUCUAUGAACCAGUCGCAGGCAUCUUGGUUUGGCAGCAUGGCGUUUCUAUGCCAGCCACUGGGCAGCAUAUUCUCCGGUCCCAUAUUGGACACUUUCGGAAGGAAGAAGGCGUUGUUCCUAGUCAACAUCCCUCACUUGGCAGCGUGGAUGAUCAUGUACUUCGCGUGGAAUGUCCCCUCUUUGUUUCUUGGCAACGCGCUGCUUGGCAUUGGCACUGGUAUCAUGGAGGCGCCAUCAAUUACUUACGUCGGAGAGGUUAGUGAUCCAUCUCUACGAGGCAUCCUUACAACGCUGACCAACAGUUUCACCUCGCUGGGUAUGUUCAUCGCCUACCUGCUGGGUACAGUCGUGUCGUGGCGGCAGGCAGCACUUGUGUCCGUCACUGUACCUCUGGCAACGAUGGUGCUAGUGUUGUUUGUUCCCGAAACACCGAUAUGGUUGAUCUCAAAAGGCCGUCAAAAAGAGGCUCUACAUUCCCUCUGUAGAUUACGAGGCUGGGCCCAACCGGAGGACGUCCAAAAAGAGUUCAAUGAACUCCUGCAAUACCACAACGCUUGCAGUGAUUGCAUUAUUUGCUCAAACAAUACAACCACAGAACAGAAACCAUGCGAGCAUUCCAGCUAUAGCAUAUUUAAGAAGGUGUAUCUAAAAUAUAAAUACUUGUUCUUUGUUAAGGAGACAAUGAGACCUUUUACGUUGGUCAUGGCGUAUUUCUUCUUCCACACCAUGAGUGGUUUGCUACCUGUGAGGCCUAAUAUGGUUAAUGUUUGUAAAGCUUUGGGCAUGAAGUUCGAUCCUAAAAGCAUAGUGGUAUCAGUUGCGGUGGUAUACAUAAUAAUGAACCUGAUCUCAGCUGCAAUAAUCAAAUCAAUUGGCAAAAGAAAACUAGUCUUGAUGUCGUUAUUCGGUACAUCGUGCUGCAGUCUUGCUAUAAGUAUAUACGCAGGCGUGAAUUUACCUUUCAGUGUGAAUUCAUAUGAACAAAACACUUUCCCAGAACAGAAGGAGUUUUUACCGGUGGUUCUGUUCAUGCUGUUGGUAUCAUUUACAAGCUCGGGAAUACCGUGGGUACUGCUGUCAGAAGUAUUUCCAUUCAGGAGCAGAGGUAUAGCGACUGGAUUGGCUGCUGCACUUAGCUAUAUCAUUUUCUUCAUAGCCACCAAAACCAAUUACAAUUUAGAAAUAGCUUUCCACAUUCACGGAACCUUUUUACUAUACGCCGGUAUAGGGCUAUUAGGUACAAUCUACUUAUAUUUCUUCUUGCCAGAAACAGAACGUAGGUCUUUAGCAGAAAUCGAAGCGUAUUAUAAAGGGAAUCAGAAAAUAUUCGCCGAUGAUUUUUUAAUUAACGCCUUUAGAAAGAGAAACGGCAAAAGCAUUGAAGUGAACAAACCUAUGCUAGUCAAUUGUUAAAUUCAGUAUACAUUUACCUACGUAAUGUAUUUCGUACGUCGUUAGUUAUUAUGUUUUUUGUUAAACGCUUAUAUAGGCUGACGAAGCCAUGUUUUAUUUCUAAGUAGCUACCUACUUAAUUGUUAAUUUUAGAAUAAUUGAUAUUGUUACUUCGGUCGCUGAAAUAUCUGUUUUUAAUAUGAUUUACAACAUUUUCACUUAGCUUAUUACGUUUCAAGGAGCCAUUAAUGCAUUUAUGCGGAGUUCAGUUGAAUUUCAACUAAUGAAUGGCUGUUUGUUACUAUAUUUUCACUAAUAAAUAGCUGUUUAGUAGUAAGGGAGACGGGUACUAGUUGUCACAAAAUAUGAAUAACCAUUUAAAAUAAAACUAACUAAAGUUGCCAGUUUUUCUUUAUUAAUCAUGUAUUGGGUUUAUUGGCUUUUAAUAAUUACACCUUUUUCUUACGGAAAUUACUCAUUUGUAUGAAUAAACUGAGAGGUGAAAAAUGAAAAAAGAAAGUGAGACAAGUUGUCCCGCUCUUGGGUAGGUUGUCUCAGGUGAGGUACAAUAAAAUAGAUUCUUAAUUCAAUACACAAUACUCAUGCACUAAUAAUCUUGCUUUUUGUCAUUGCUGCUUGCUCGUUACUGCUUGACCGAAUUUCAAAACUUCAAACUUAACAUGCCCUGAGAAUAUUCCCUUUCUUCGUUACAUAUUACUUUUUUUUUCAAUUUAUUAUCUAUCGGAAUUACUAUUUUCUUGGUGCUCAUUGCACUGUUAACGUUUACAAAAAACAUAGCGGUUGUUAGAACAUUACAAUAUGUAAAGGAGUGUAUUGUUCAAGUGACAACCAGCCCAAUUUUUUUUAAGACAACAUGCACCACAUUAAAAAAUAUAUAAUUAUUCUAAAAGUAAACAAUUGAUAAUAAAUUAAUUUAAACUUGACUAUUUUUCUAUUAAAUCUAUAUAAAUAAUUCCUAUAACAAAUAAAUUACUGUAGUCAUAUCUUUACUCAAAUAAUUCACCAAUAUUUACUUAAUUAAGGUAUUUUUAUAUCUUUUCCUACACUCGUCGAUAUACUCUGGCGGCCAUGACACUUUCUAAUGUUGGUAGCAGUAGGAUGCACUCGAAAAUACUUUUCUUAAAUCUUUUUACUUUUUAAAAUAUUGAACUUGUGACAACUAGUACUUUAGACAAUGAAAACACCCUUCCCGUACAUUUUCACUAAUAAAUAGCGGAUUUAAGCUAUGUUUCUAUAAAUAAUUAUCCAUUUGUGAAAAUCGUUACAGUAUUUUUUGAGAUUAGAGCGAACAAAUUUAUUAAAAGACUUUUUUAUAGAAAAUGUAUGUGAGAAAAUUAUAUUUAUAAGAAACUCAUAUUGAGUGUAUCUAAUAAUUGAAUAAUAGUAAAAUUUUAAAGAAAUUUUAUGGAAUUUAGAAACUGUGAACCUAUGUAUGAUAGGCAUUUUAACAUUUAACUAUUGAUAAAUGAAAAAUAAAUACCAAAUUAUUAAAAAAAUUGCACAAAAAUGUACAUCGUCGAAUUGUUAUAAUAUUACGGUAUUUUGCACAAAAAUGUAUACGAAUGUAUAUAGAAAUAAAAAAAUAAAACAAUACCUACUAAGUUUUAUUUAAUAAAGAUAUUGAAAUUA